This is a messenger RNA of Cervus elaphus (red deer), 519 nucleotides long. Its product is annotated as 60S ribosomal protein L28. Gene Ontology annotation, cellular component: ribosome; cytosolic large ribosomal subunit. Gene Ontology annotation, biological process: translation. The transcript has a single exon. Gene Ontology annotation, molecular function: structural constituent of ribosome. Bases 59 to 472 code for a protein of 137 amino acids. NCBI's taxonomy places the organism in Eukaryota, Metazoa, Chordata, Mammalia, Artiodactyla, Cervidae. The record is from RefSeq and is a predicted model, not a curated record.
AGAUACAAAACUUGGCCUCUUUCCGUCUCCGGCCGCCGCACUGAAAGGAGUCUCCGCCAUGUCCGCGCAUCUGCAAUGGAUGGUCGUGCGGAACUGCUCCAGCUUCUUGAUUAAGAGGAACAAGCAGACGUACAGCACCGAGCCGAAUAACCUGAAGGCGCGCAACUCCUUUCGCUACAAUGGGCUCAUUCACCGCAAGACCGUGGGCGUGGAGCCGGCGGCGGACGGCAAAGGGGUCGUGGUGGUGAUGAAGCGGAGAUCCGGCCAGCGCAAGCCGGCCACUUCCUACGUGCGGACCACCAUCAACAAGAACGCCCGGGCCACCCUCAGCAGCAUCCGACACAUGAUCCGGAAGAACAAGUACCGCCCGGAUUUGCGCAUGGCCGCCAUCCGCAGAGCCAGCGCCAUCCUGCGCAGCCAGAAGCCUGUGAUGGUGAAGAGGAAGCCGAGCCGUCCCACCAAGAGCUCCUGAACCCCUGGCCUCCCCUCCCCAGAGCAAUAAAGCUGUCAGCAGCCUCC